UGAGUAUUAAUCGGAAUGCACAUGGUUUGGUUGACAGUCGUGCUCUCGCGUGAUAAUAGCUUCAUAUUUGCUAUAGAGCGAAUGACGAGCUGUAGUUGAGGACGGUUAUCUGGGUAUAUAAGUCCCGCGAACUCCACGAGCUAUCAUCAUCUCAUCAUCUCAUCAUCAACAUCACCAGCUCAGCUCAAACAACCUCUAAAGCUUCAUCAACACCUCAGUACCCAUCCCAAGUCCAACUAAAGCAAUACAACACAAUGGCAAUCCUCAGCAACGUCGCCAUAAUCGGAGCAUCCGGCAACAUCGGCGUUCCCGUUCUCACCGCGCUGCUCGCAGACGCCUCACUCAGCGUCACGAUCCUCGCGCGGCCCACCUCGUCAAUCCACAAGUCCCCACCAUCAGGCGGCAAACUGAUCGCCGUCGACUUUUCUGACCACUCUGCGCUCGUCAGCGCGCUUCAGGGCAUCGACGCGGUAGUCUCGACCGUGGGCGCGCCGGGCGUCGCCGCGCAAAAACAGGUGAUCGAUGCGGCGGUGGAGGCGGGCGUCAAGCGGUUUAUCCCCUCCGAGUUCGGGAGCGACCUGGAUAAUCCCAAGUCUGCGGGCCUCGCGGUGUUCGCGGGAAAGGUCGUCGUAAGGAAGCAGCUAGAGCAGCUGGCCGCACAGGGGAGGAUUACUUGGAGCGCGAUUACGCCGGGCGCGUUUUUGGAUUGGGGUAUCAAGGUCGGCUUCAUUGGCCCCAACCCGAAGACGAAGACGUCGACGCUAUUCGACGGGGGCGAGCGACCGUUCGCCGCCUCGCUGCUGAGCGACAUUGCGCAAUCGGUGGUGGGGAUCCUGCACCACCCCGAGGAGACGAAGAACAAGCUGUUGUACAUCUACAGUGCGCAGCUCACGCUGAAGCAUCUGACCGAGACGUACGAGAAGCUCCUGGGCGUGCCAAUCGAGACCACCGUCGUCAGCACCGAGCAGAUCGAGAAGGAGGCGAAUGAGAAGAUUGCGAACGGCGACCCUAGUGGGUACGUGCAGUUGAUUCCUAGGGCUAUCUUUGGCGAGGGAUACGGUGGAAGCAAUGUAGGUAGGGAUAGCAAUGCGCUGUUGGGCAUCAAGCCGCUGGAUCAGGCUGGUCUCGAGGAGGUCAUCAAGAAAUAUUUGUAGAUAGCGUACAUGCACUUCUGAGGAAAUUUGAGUUCUCUUUGAAUUUG
Messenger RNA from Tricharina praecox, 1201 nucleotides. RefSeq names its product putative isoflavone reductase like protein P3. Lineage: Eukaryota; Fungi; Ascomycota; Pezizomycetes; Pezizales; Pyronemataceae. Gene Ontology annotation, molecular function: oxidoreductase activity. The coding region runs from base 255 to 1154 and encodes 299 amino acids. The record is from RefSeq and is a predicted model, not a curated record. The transcript is spliced from 3 exons.